Messenger RNA from Camellia sinensis, 516 nucleotides. The record is from RefSeq and is a predicted model, not a curated record. Lineage: Eukaryota; Viridiplantae; Streptophyta; Magnoliopsida; Ericales; Theaceae.
AUGGGCGUGACUGGAUGUGUGAUCGUUGGAAUGGGCGUAGAUUUGGGGAUAUACCAAAUUUUCAGAGAUUUGGGGCUAGACCCUGUUAAGCAUAUGCGUAUUAAGGGUAGUCUAGUCAAGUUGACCGACUCCCGCACUAUUGACACUCCUCUCGAACUUAAUGUGCACUAUACUUCCACUGACAGUGUCCCUUUGCCUAAUCCUACCUUAUAUCAGAUUCUAGUGGGCAGCCUUGUCUAUCUUAACAUUACUCGGCCCAAUAUUGCCUAUGUUGUUCAUAUUGUCAGUCAAUUUGUUUCUACCCCGACUACUGUUCAUUGGGCUGCUGUUCUUCUUAUUUUGCGCUACCUUCGUGGGUCCUUGCAUCAGAGUUUAUUGUUCUCUGCUACUUCUUCUUUAGAUCUUCAUGCUUUUUCUGAUGCUGAUUGGGCUAGUGAUGCUAUGGACCGUAAGUCUGCUACGGGCUUUUGUGUUGUUCUGGGUAGUUCUCUUAUUUCUUGGAAGAGCAAAAAGUAA